Messenger RNA from Phytomonas sp. Hart1, 171 nucleotides. Lineage: Eukaryota; Euglenozoa; Kinetoplastea; Trypanosomatida; Trypanosomatidae. The record is from the annotation of a GenBank genome assembly.
AUGGAUAAGAAGAAAGGAGUUGAGGACGUAGAGAAGCGCCACAGACACACAAAUCGUCAAUAUCAGAACUAUCCUCAAACCCUGUUUAUUUUUCUUGGAAAAUAUAGUACAGGCUCUUCAAUGAAUGAGUUUUGGCAAACCACAAAAUGGGUUCAAAGAGAGCAAAGGUAA